AUGAAGAUGAUGAGCCGAAGAAGAGGGAGAGGAGUUUGUGGUUUUCCAGCGCCGAACAGAGACGGAGGAGGACAGAAGGACAGAGUCGCCAAGUACAGGGACAAAUUUGAUCCAAGAGUCACAGCAAGGUAAUGAAACGUCCUCGAAUCAAACCAGAAAACUUUGAAUUGUUUAUUUAACAGAGUAAACUUUUGGAAAACUGUCCUCUCUGUCAACCUUAAUUAGGUUAUGGUGCAACUUUACUGCCAAAAACGAUUACAGGAGAGUUUUUAUUUAUUUAAAAAGCACCAAAAAACUGUCUCUGUAGUCACAUUUAAAAAGUGACCUCGACUUCAACAAGCCAAAAAAGAAAAAAAGGCUCGGCUGCUGAAUCUGCUCAGCUGGUGUCUCACUUUUUUAUCAGGAGAUAAUUUGUGAUAUAAUAAAAAAAGAAAAGACGUAUCAGGAGCUGUCAUGGUUCCCAGGAGGCGUUAAAAACGAGCGGAUUUAGAGCCAAACUUCACCAAACAGUCAAAAUCUGGCAAAAUUAACAAACGAAAAGGUUUCACUGCAUAAGAAACAGACGUGACUCUGCAGUGAAAGUCACCGCAUGGGCUCAGAAUGAGGUUGUCAACUCAGUCUAUCACUGCCUCCACAGAUUCAUGUUUAAAGAGCAACAAUUUAAAGAGAUGAGGGUCAAAAUGAGGGUUUUAAGGUAAAACAGCGUCUUAAACUCAUCUGUUACUUUACAAUCAAAUAUCCUUAAAUCUAGCUAUUAUUUCUUUAAGUAAAUAUGAACAGAAGAACGACUGAGUAUCAGGGCCACAUUAAGGGAAAUAAAAUUAGACUUUGAGAUUAAAGUCGUUAGUUUAAGAAUAAAGUCAUGACUAAGGAGAAUAAAGUCGUAAUAAAGUAACUACUUUCAAAAAUAAAGUCGUAAUAAAAUCAUUAUGAUACUUCUGAUAAUGUGGUGCUGAUGUGCCAAAAGAUGAAGUAUCUCCUUGUUUGAAAAACAUAUAUUGAAGUACAAAUUCCCACAGUGCUUCAUGGCUCUAAUUUCAACAACUGUAAUCUUAAACAACAGGUUAGAAUAUAAGAACUAACUUUAGUCUCGUAAGUGAUUACUUUACAACAACUUUAUUCUCGUACAUAAUUUAUUCAUCACAACUUCAUUCUCAUAAGCUAACGUCUUUAAUCCCGAAGUCUUAAAUGUAUUUUUCUUAAUGUGGCUCUAAUAUUCCAUCGUACAAAAGUUAUACUUCAUCCACAUUUAAUCGUGUUUAUAUUUCAUUUUCCUCCAUCAGAAAGAUCAAACUUAUCCUGCAAAGAUUUAAUUUCAACAUCAGGAAACAUUAAUUAGCCUCCACAUUUGUAUACGGCUGAUUUCAAGCACAGAUACGCGCUAAUAAAAGGACAAAAAGGUGGUGAGAUGUUGCGUGACUGAGCGCGCUCUGUAAACAAGCGAUAUCAUCUGAUCAGCUACUUUUAAACAUUUAUUCAUAACUGGAUUAUUUGCAGCACAACACAAGGUGAAAAGACUUAUUAAGAGCGUUUGCAGUUCUCAUGGGAGCCUUUUAAUGUCACCGGCUUUUUCUUUUCUACCCAGCUCACAAAUAUCAACCUUGAUUCAAAACAAAUUGUCUGCAGAAAAACAGGAGAUAUUCCUCCUCACGACCGAGGCCUGAGAUUACCUUCCUGUACUCGCAGGAUAAAGAAAUAGAAGUAAAUCCGAGGAAACGGCUGUCUUUAGGGGAUGUGAAUUCUUUCCUGCAUGUAAAUGAUUGCAUUGUUGAGCAGUUAUCAUCACAUAUGCAUGUAAAUAUGAGUGUCCCUGCAUGACUUUGCUGCAGCAUGCAGAUCUGUUCCCAUAGAUCACACGUGCAGCUGCAGAGAGACACUGAGUGCUCUCCGCUACAGGGUAUCAUGGGAUAGUUACGCCGUAAUGACUCAUCAUUCCCGCUCUGCCCUGUCAGAUACGACAUCAAAGCUCUGAUCGGCCGAGGGAGCUUCAGUCGGGUUGUGCGUGCCGAGCAUAGGGCCACUCGCCAGCCCUUCGCCAUAAAGAUGAUGGAAGUGGAGCUCCCAGAGGGCCGCGAGGUGUGCGCUUCAGAGCUGGCCGUGCUGCAGAGAGUGAGCCACUCAAACGUGAUCCAGCUGAUCCAGGUGUUCCAGUUCCCUCAGAGGGUCUACAUGGUGCUGGAGCUCGCCACAGGAGGGGAGUUAUUAGAGCGCGUGGUCAGCAGAGGCCGCUUCACAGAGAGGGACGCCACCCAGGCAAUCCGGAUGGUGCUCGCCGGGGUGGGGUACCUGCACAACCUCGGGAUCACCCACAGAGACUUGAAGCCGGAAAAUCUUCUCUACUAUCAUCCCGGGGCCGACUCCAGGCUGCUGGUGACCGACUUUGGACUCGCAACCUUCGGAGGCACAGGCGAGAGGUUUGAGGGGGAUGACGCAGGAGGAGAUACAGACGCAGACAAGACCUGGUCUCUGAGAACAACCUGUGGAACCCCAGAGUACAUCGCCCCUGAGAUUCUGCUGAGGAAACCCUACACCUGUGCGGUGGACCUGUGGGCGAUGGGAGUGAUUGCUUACAUCGUUCUGAGUGGAUCCAUGCCGUUUGAAGACGACAGUCGAACGCGGCUCUACAGGUCCAUCAUGAGGGGAAAGUACAGCUUCCAUGGAGACGUGAGUUUCUGCUAAAUUUGAUCAGAUUUUGUUUUUUUCUUCAGGCCCUUAUUUAUAUUUAAAACAAAAAUCAACAGUUUACAGACUUGAAGAGAAAGCUGGAGGCGAGAACGGAGUCAAACGCUCUCUUAAACAGACGAACAAAUGGAGUGUAGCUUUAACUCAGACAGGACAUAAAGUCAAACUCAGUAAUUAAGCCGAUCUGAACGCUAACACACAUCAGCUGACAACCUCGGGCUUAAGUACGCCGAGAUGACAAAUUUAAGAAAGGGAACUCUAAACUGCUGCAGUCUGCAACCCAGCCUCACCUGUUCACUCUGUGUCUGAUUCAACAGUUUCAUCAGUUUUCUCACUGGUACCCGUCUGUUCUGUACCCUGUUGGUCUUUGCUGCUGCUCUCCCUGCCUUGGCUACGCACAUCAGUUUAGCAUUUUCCUAUAAAAAGAAUAAAAGUUAAGAGCGUAUAGGAGCUGGGUAUAGUUAAAUGUUGCAGCACCAACUUUACUGUACGUCUGCGGUGAAUAAUAAACAAUAGAAAAAGGAGGUGUGCUCUCCCUGCAACAGGCUUUGGCUGAGGAGGGUAGAGAGCUCUUAAAACAGAGACAGACCACUAGGGCUGCAGCUAUCGAAUAUUUUAGUAAUUUAGUGUUCUGUCGAGUAUUCCAUCGAUUAAUCAAGUAAUCAGACCUAAACAGCAGGCUCAGACACAGUGAGAUUUCCUAUGUCACAAAUCAAAGCUCCGCCCCCGGACAAUUGCGGAACAAGCAUGUGCGUUAGCGGAUUGCAAUUUUCGUAAGAAAGCUACUUAAGAUAUUAACUUUCAUCAUGUUCCCGAAGACAUUAGUGUCCGAGAGCUGAAUAACUCCUUUGUUACCUUCUUCUUCUACUACACCAGCAAUGUUCGGCUGCAAGCUAGCAUGAAGAGAAGAGUGCAGAGCAGUGCUGUCUCCGCCCACGACUCAGAGGCGAAUUGCUAAUGAGCGAUUGGAGCUCUGCAGAAGAAAAGACCCUCUCAUCAAUCAUUUUUUCCGCUCCGCAAAACCAAAACCUGCGCGUUGUGUAACCUUGAAAAUAAUCUGAUUUGAGCUUCUAAACGAGAAUUCGAGGCAGAGAAAAUUCCCCGAUUAUUUUUUGUAAUCGAGGUACUUAAGGAAUCAUCGCAGCCCUACAUACCACCAAAAAUAAUACAACCAUACAACUGAUUAUAUUGACAAAAGUAACUCUGACUGAAAUCACUUUUUAAAUGUAAACUAAUUUAGCAGAUGUAUGUUUAUUGUUGUUUAACUGCAUUUUACUCUGUUCUAGUUGAGUUCAAACUUUGUACUCGGGUGUUUAUUUUAAGUAAACCACUAUUUCUUCAACCCGAUCAUUUCAUCCUCUACCUAGCUUCGGCUCAUGGUUACACCAACCAGUGACAAACGAUAGCUGGGAAUAAAAACAGACCAAUAACUCACUGAAAAAUCACCAGCCCGAGUAAACAAACACUUUAACUGGAUACAAAGUUUCUCCGGUGCGUGACGACAAAAAGUUUUUGUUCCUAGCGACUAAAAGUUCCAGAAGCAAAAAGUCGUUCUCUCAGUAUCCCAUAGAAAUACAUACAUAUUGGAUGACUCUGUCCAACACAAUUUAUUUCCAGUGCCAAUGCGUGCUGUAUAUGAAGCAAGGUGGAGACUCGGAGAGAGGGAGCAGGCUGUGGUGAUGGAUGAGCUUGUAGCUCAGGUAUGAAAAGUAGCAGGUCUGGCUAGUGCUACAAAUCAGUAGACAGGUCCGGGGUACGGGAGUAUUACUGUGAGUAAGUCUGUGCAACUUUUUUAAAACGGCUAGAAGAGAUUUACUCAAAGUCAGCUGAUUCAGAGGAAGUGGUAUUUUUGGGUUAAUUGUACGUCUGUGAGAUUGACGCACAGCUUCAUAACUUGAGAAAGUAGGUCGGCUAACAGCUGAUCCAUUAAAGUCAUGCAGUUUCUUUCCUCUGCAUUUGGUCAUAUAUACACUAAUUUGAUGCUCCUUACAGAUGGGAAGAUUCAUGAACAUUUCAUUGAAUAAUAUAGAUGGAAAACAGUUAUUGUUGCCAAGAGAAUGAAGGGCGUUUUUCAACUUUUAAAAAAGUUUAACUCUGUUAUUUCCCGUUUUUAAAAAAUCUGUUUGAAGCGUUUUCCAAUCCGCCGUUUCCAUUUUUACAUCCAGACUUUUCCACGAGACACUGGUCUGGUCUGGUUUGUGGAGCGUCGCGUUCACGCUUUGUGCAAUUAUUCAACAGCAGCACGUGCGCACAAAGGCGCCUCGACGACAGAGGAGGAAAAAUAUCCUCACCUUCAUCAUUUUUAUUAGACGCACCGCAAAUAGCUGCAAUAUUCCAUCUCCCGUCCUGAUACGAGUGAAAAAUAAAAUUCAACAGAGCAUGUUGCAGUGAAGGUGUGUAAACAAGGUGAUGCCGUCUUUCCUUGUUUUCAUCCCUCCCUCUGCAACACUGUAAAGCACAUGAAUAGAUCUGCAAAAGUUUGUUGUUGCGACUCGAGUUCGGCUUUUUGAGAAUGCUUGGAAAUGUGGAAAAAGGCGGUCUGCGUGUUUUCUUUUCCCUCUUCUCCUCUGUCAUACAUCCCAGGGAGUGGGUAUUUUUAACAGCCGGUUCUGUCAAGCUCAGUGGUGAGUUUGGGCUUGUUCUUUCACGCUGAUUACACCCAGGGCUGGAUUAUUCACUGGGCUUUAAGCCUGGCCCUGAUUCUCAGGGAUGCAGUCUGACAUUUUAGUCUGGCAUACGAGAAGCUCCCUUACAUAGGCCCUGGACUAUUAUCCCUGUGUUUACCGCUGCACUGACCACCAACUCAACAAUUGUGAAAAAAAGAAACCCUUCCAGAGUUUAUGCAAGAGGCUUAUUUCACGUUUUUCAUGGUGGCUUUGGACGCGGCUCGUAUGUAGGCCACACUGGUGGAGGAAAAUCCUGGGGAAGAAAGAUGAAAACCGUGUUUUAUAGAAAUCCAGAAGGCAAUUUGAGAUAGCAGAGAGGAUGCCUUCGCUCUUAUUGGAAAAAUGACCGCACAGUUUGCCCCAGUGUGAACUUCACUUUCAUAAUGCCAGAGAAAUAAACCCUUAAAGUCAAUAUUUGAUUUUAAUAAAUCAUUUUUGAUCACGUUGUUGCAGUUUCAGAGCAAAUCAUAUUCUCAAAACACUGAAAUACUUUACUCAGCCUCAUCAUCACCAGGUGCUCUGAAAGAUUAGAAAAAUUAAAUCGCCUGCAUAUUUUCAUUUCAAUUAAAGCUCCUGGGAGGAUUUUUCGGUUGGUGCCAAAUUCAGCGCCCUCUUGUGGACAAAGCAGUCUUCACCUCAGUCGUGUCUUCAGGCAAUAACAUCCUCCUGUUGACUUAUGAUACUCUCAUGUAACUCUGAAUAUGAAAUUUGGAUUGGGAAUUGGAACAUAUAAACAUUGAAAAAAACUCCUUACUGUGGCUUUAAACAGCUCAAAGGAUUUGACAUCUUAAUUGUCAUACUUGAACUCCACUCUCCUAACAAGUCUCUCUAACCACCGGCUGCAUCGCAAACCCUAAAAGCUAGCCAUGAUGUCAAAAGGUUAUAUCAUCGCGAUUAAUCAAUUUUAAAUCGUAAUCGGAUUAUUUAAUUAUGAUGAUGUUAAAAAAAAUAAAAUCAUCAAAUUGAUUUUCCUCUCUAUCAUGUCUCGUGCCUCCAGGCCACCGUAGACUACCCCUUCCUGCAGGAGCGCCCCCCAGUUCCCACACACACCAGUGUAAACAAACAUGGCGUUUGUAAAAGAAGGCGAUAAUUUCGUGGUUAAAUAAGACGAGAGCAAGUCAGUCGCCCAUUCAGAUGAAGAGCAAACCACUCCACGCUGUAAAGUCUGUCUGAAGGCGGUAUCAACCCGUCACCACGGAAACGAAUUCAGGCGCUUUUUUUGUCGUAUCAUCCACACGGAAACAGCGUUCCAGGUGAUUGUAAACAGUACUUUCUGAGAGAGUGCAUAAAUCUGUAAACGACGACCAUUUCAUCUCCACGUGAAUGACUAUCUGUAUCUCUGGAAACGAUCAUGUGACACACAGAGUAACUCUUUUAUGGCAUCAAAACAACCUUAAUACUCUUCUUCUAUCUUUUGUGCAUUUCCUGUGCAACAUUACAGCGCCACUUACUGGCUUGGCAUAUGCACUACAUCAUUUUCAGUGGUUUAGUUUUGAGAGAUGAUAGACAAACUGAUUAUUUUUCAAGUGAAGUGUUUGGUAAAGUUGUCACUGAAUAAAAAAUCUAAAUAGAAAAUCAAGUUUUUAGAGAAAAAAAAUCAGGAUUUAAUUUUUGGCCAAAGUCGUGCCGCUUUAAUCAUCGACAAACAACAAACAUGCGUAUUUUGGGUAGUUGGAAGUGUGAUCCUCUUUCUUAAGGUCACCAGCUAAACCUGUCACUCCAUCUGAAACGCCUCCUGCCAAUAUGUAUGUGAUCCACAGCGCUCUGACACGCAGUAAAGACAUCAAUCUGUAUGUUCACACACACUGACAAAAUGAAGACAUCAGACAUGCCCGAGUAGCAGUCCAGGACUUGAUGGAUCAGCCAUCAAUCUCGUUUUCAUGUUGACAAGACACUUAUUCUCUGUCACAUUCAAGUACCCACCCCCUCUGACAGACAGACCACAAACACACACAUACAACACACGCGGUAACACACACACACACACACACGGUUUGGUAGAUAAUGAUGUUAUAAUGCGCGAUGAAGGCUCACAAGUACCGACCAAAUGUGGACCUCUGCCAUCACGAGGACCCUUCAUGUCACUCAGAAGUGUGCUUCUCCUCGGGACAAGAACAGCUUCAGCAGCCUGAGCAAUUCCCUCCACAUAUUAAACUCCACUUGAAGAGUUUUAUUUGAAAUGAGCCGUCCACCAACCGAACAAAGUGACAGGAAGAGCAGGAGAGAGGGCCUGCUGCUUUUCAUAGCAAUGAGGAGAUUUAAAGCCUGUUUUCACUCACAAGUGAUCGAACAAGGCAGCUCGGUCAGAGGUCGAAUGUGUCAAAACACCAGAUUGACCCGAGCGUACGGCAACCCUGGUUCUAAAAGACAAACUGUAUGAAGAGACUCACUAAAGACCUGAUCUUGUUUCUGUGUGGGCGGUUUUUUGAAUUAGUAAAACAGAAACCCUGAAAAGUGAAGGUUAAGUUGAUGUUUCUAACAACUUUUAAAUGAAAUGUUUUCAGUAUCUUUGAAUGAAAUAAAAGCCAACAGGAGUGUAAAUGUUGCACACACACUAGAAGAGCGAUGACCUGUCUUUCAUAUCUCUAGGGCCAGCAAAGUCAGCUAACAACAAAUAUAAUGGUAUUUUAGUCAAAUAUUUAUAAACCAUCAAAUAUUACCUCUGAUUUCAAGUAAUUGGAUCUGGACAGCCUUUGAAAAUGCACCGAUCAUCUCUGUAGCGUAGAAAAAACAUCCUAGACGUCAAGGAAACGCGAAGUUUAACCCAGUGAGGCUGUCAGUCUCACGAACUGAGUGGAUUUUACUCUAGGGUGACCAUACGUCCUCUUUUACCCGGACAUGUCCUCUUUUUUCCGGGGCUGUCCAUCUUUGUCUGGGGGAGUGUAUAAAAUCCUUUAUAUGUCCACGGUUUUGUACGGAAAUUUUGAGUUUGUUUUGCGUGGACUUACUGAGUUAAAAGCACAUAAAAGACACUCGAUGUGACCCGAAAUACUCUCAAAAUUUACUACGCGCAACUCCAUGACUCCACCCCCAAGUAGUCGUGUCCUCUUUUUAGAGAUUCAGAAUAUAGUCGUACUAUUUUUUUCUGGUCAACAGACCUUUGCAGGUCAGCUGAUGGCAAAUACAGCCUCUGAUUGGUCAACAGAACAAAACAAAAAUGGCAGCCUACUUCUAGCAAAGUCAGUUAACAACAAAAAUAAUAGUAUUUCUUUACAGUUCUUAAAAAAUUAUCACAGUUUACCUUUGUUUAGAGUAAUAUGAAGUAAUUCUUCAUCACUAGUUGUCAUGGAAACACGAAGAGUUUACCCCCGGUCUCACGCACUGAGUGGAUUUUACUGUGAUUUUGUACAUUGUACCAUUCUGUACUAACUUUUAACUUCUAACUGGACCAUCACAGAUCAGCUGAUCACAAAUACGACCUCUAAUUGGUCAACAGAUCAAAACAAAAAUGGUAGCCUAUAUCCAACAAAGUCGGCUAAUCGUAUUUUUUUACGAUUCUUAAACAAAUCAUCACAGAUUACCUUUGUUAAGAAAGUGGAUCAGGACAGUCUCUAAAAACACUGAUAGAAAAAAAAGUAGAUAUAAAAUUGACAGAAAAAUAGAAAAAAAAACAUAUAAAAAACACUAGUUGUCAUGGAAACACCAAGAGUUUACCCCCGGUCUCACGUACUGAGUGGAUUUUACUGUAAUUUUGUACAUUGUACCAUUCUGUUCUGGCUUUUAACUUCUAACUGGACCAUCACAAGUCAGCUGGUCAUAGAUACGACCUCUGAUUGGUCAACAGAUCAAAACAAAGACAGCAGCCUCCUUCGAGCAUGUUUAUCUGGAUGUCACAGAAACAAACUUUAAAACACAGAGGGAGUAGAUUUUACUGUAAUUUGGUAUGUUGUAUUAUUUAAUGCAGUAUCAAGAGAGUUUUAUCACAACAGAAGUCAUUUUAAAAGCAAACAUUAACUUGUCAGAGUGAAGAAAAAAAAACAGGUGUUAUUAAAAAGUAAUUAUUCAUUUUUAUUCAAGUGUAUCUACCAGCUCCCUAAGAAAUCAUUAAUCAUCAUUAUCAUUAGAUUUAUGAAUGAACACUGUAAUUACAGUGAGAGGAGAGCUUUUAAACUAUAGUCUGCUACUACAGUUCACUAAAACAGGACUCAGAGAGUGGGCUGCUGUGGACUGUGUGCAGGUCUGGGUCAGGUUAGAGGAGGGGGUCACCUGAGACAGACCACAUUAGAGGAGAGGAGACCAGACUGAUCUGUCUGACUCGGCCUCACAAUGACUCAGCUUUUAUUCUCUGUGUUUGUUUGGAUGAGUGAUUUAGAUUUAAAGAUGAUUUCACCACUAAUACCCAGUUAUAAAGUACAGAAUAUAUCAACUUCAUUAGAUAAAUUAGUUUUUUAAUUUAAUUAUGAUGAGCUGAACUUCUUUCCUAAACGCUGACGAGCUUUUUUAUCUUAGAUUUCUUUUCACUGAAGCAUCUGAAGCCAGACUUCCACCUUAUUUUAUAUCUGGUCCAUCUUUGCUCCCUCGAGUGGAGCCGGCCAGGUUUUCUGUGUCUACAACUAAAAUUUUAUUAGGACUUUUAGCACCCUCACUGCUCUGCUGAAAUGUGGAAAUCUGGCUUCUGACUGGACCUUUACAGGCCAGCUGAUCACCCAUACAGCCUCUGGUUGAUCAACAGACCGUAGCGAAGAUGGCAGCCUUCCACAGCUUAUGGAAUAAAUGACAAUUUCUCACUAGGAUUAACAUAAAUCAACACGGAUUGACUAAGUUUUUGUGGGGUUUAAUCAGGACAUUCUUAGAAAAUAUACUGAUCUUCACUGUGGGGUGAAAAUGUUGACUAUGGGUUGUGUCAUUAUGCUGCUUUUCUUGCAUCUUGACCUCUAAAUUAUGUAAUCUCACUUCAAAAAUACUGAAAUGUCCCUUUAAACAUUAAUUUGCAUUUCUGUAUCCAGUUAAAUCUGAUCAGGAUUAAAUCAGAUCAGAGAGAAAAACACCUCAGUGUGAUUUUCUGAUAUUUUGACGACUUCCUGAGAUCUUUUGUUUGUGAGAAAGUAAUAAAUUUAGUCAAAAGUAAGUUUGAAAUCAAUCUGGCAGUAAGAAUGACGAACUUCGAUGACCUCUUUUAUUAUUCCUCCUGUCUCCAGAUGUUUUUGAAAAGGUACUUUUCUCUCUUCUAUGCAAAUGAAUACACAGGGGCUGCAAUUACAAAAAGCUUCCUCCAAAGGAAUCGGUAACCUUUCCUGUUUGUUGAAGCAGAAUACUAACACACAGUGAAUGUGAGCGUGUGUGGGUGAGUGUGGGUGGGCUGGGGGGUUUUAGAAGGAGGUGAGAAAUGCAAACUACCCCCGGCACCUGCCCACAAACCAGAUCCCUCUUCCUGUUUGCUCUCAUACAGUCCACAACAUGGCCUCCAUACAGUCCCCCUAAAGAGCCUUUGGCCUUGCGACCUGUAGUCCAGGCUCACACUGAUGCAUUUACUCAACACUAGGGGGUUAGGAGGGAGAGAGGGAGGGAGGGAGCAGGAGAGGGAGGGGGAGUGAGAGGAGACGGGGAUGGAUGUCAGGAUGGAGGGAAAAGAAAGGAAGGCAGUGGAGGAACGGGUGUAGCCUUGGGGGCUUUUCGCACCUUAUCACUCAAUCCGUUAGCUGCACGUAGCGUGGAGCAGUUCCCCCCCUCGCACGGAAUCACAGCAUCUCAUCUGGUGUGUGUAAGUGGAUUUCUCUGCAUGCACGUGCGUAUGUGUGUGCGUUUGUGUUUGUGUGCACGAGUGUGUGGUGUGGUGGCAGCUUUGUGUAUGUAAAGCACAAAUCCUUGCAGGCCAGACAGCAGCAAGGUAACCUCCUCUGCAUUCUGCUGCUGCUGCUGUUAUUGAAGACACACUUCCCUGACCCAACCCAAACAUCUGCAUCCCUCAGCAGCAGAAGCAGCAAGGCAGCAUGGGUAACGGCUGUCCCACUCUGCCCCCUAGUGAGCAAGAGGGGAACAAAAAUCUCCAGCCUCUGCCUCUGCACAGAGUAUUGUACAUGACAGUCCAAUCUCCUCUGUAUCCGCUGUAUUGAUAUUUUGAUUUAGCCGGACUCUCACCUAAAUUAGCAUCCGGCGAACCUCGUCCUACUAAACUCAGACUCAUUAUGAUGUUUAAAAUUUUAAGGCUUGAACCCUGGCGUGUGCCUCCCUCCUGGCCUGGAGGGAAAGACCUUACGUCUCUUGUUUAGACCUUGAGAAGAUUCGUUACUCUGUCGCAGGUCAUGACGACAAAAUCAGAAAGGUUUGUGGACCUUUUCUGACAUUUAGAAACUCUCAUCGUUUCAAAUCAGCUCUCCUCUUCUAGUUGUUUUCUUCUUGAAAUAUAUAUCUGUGAUGUUUUAUAAUCAUACAAUUUAAACUCUUAUCUCUUUUAUGGACGUUUUCAGUUUUCAGUGACUUGUCUACAUUUGUAUUUCUCUUAACGUACAGUAAGUAAUUUAACUUAUUUUCUAUUUACUUUUUAUUUCUCAACGUCGUAUAUAUUUCAAGAUCUUCAAAACCCGAAUUCCAGCACUUACUUGUUUUUUUUAUUUUUGUUUUGUUUUAGCUCCAGAAUUUGUAGGAUAUAGGAAUAGGAAUAUCCAGCAGGGUCUUGAGGGAAAGGGGGUGUUUGUGAUUAAUGCUUCCUCAGUAUCUUGUGUUCUUUCAAGAGUUGUACUGUAUUCAAGGUGGGGGAGGCAGGACUCCAUUAAAGAAGCAUCUUCUUCUGUGGUGUAUUCACAAAAAAGCUUUAAAUAUCAGUCAAAAGUUAUUAGUUAUUGAUGACAUUUGGUAAUAUAACGAUAUCGCCGUGUUCUCUUAUGUCUGUAUAGUCAACAUUUUACAUUUUUUGAUCGGCCCGCUCUUUCCGAUUGGUUGUGAGGCAGACGCUGCUCCCCCGAGUCGUUCACGAGCCCAAACAAAGUUAGUGUGCUACAAUAUCGGACAGUAGAAACCAACCAGAAAGUUCGGAAAAUUGUCUGAAUCCUCCUUUGGCCACGACUGCCGACACAAGCAAGAAAACAAAUUAAAUACCGGAGACUCUGGAGGAAGAACGGGCGCUUAAAACGGAGGUAGACCGGACAAGAGCUAAAAAGCCGGGUCAACAUAAACGAUGGGGGACGCUUGGGGAUCUUGGUGACCCUGUAACCUUUCUGCUGGACAGGUAAACCGCUUUAACAAAGUAAGACAAGUGUCUGUAACAGAAGUGUUUCUUGUCAAACGGACCUGCUGUAGCGUGUUGUAGCGCCAUCGCUAAACUGUCCUCCCUCGGGUCCUGGACUAUGUCACUUUAUCCUAGUUGUAGAAGUCCUGCAAACAUUGUGUUUGCUGGUAGUCUGUUGGCAUCUACAGUAGCACCAAUGCUUUUGACUUUCACCUUGACUGGGCCCCAUUUGUAAUGAUCUGAAGUGUUUAUCUGCAUUAUAUCUGAAUUUAACUGGAACGAUACGAGCGAGCAGGAGCGUCUGUUUGUGGGCGGGGCUUAAGAGAGGGAGGGGAGAGGAGGAGCUGAGGGGAAAACUGGUUGGGAGGGGUAGAGUUUACAUUCAAGAUUUCUCCUAAAAAUGGAACUAACUCAGAUCCUGACUACACCACCUUUGAUCUGUGUAACGCUAAUAAAAAAUGUUGUGUAAAAAAAAUUCGGGGCUGUUGCAGGAGAAAGUGGAUCGUGAGGCGGAGGAGACUCUCAGACAGAGUAGUUCAUUACUCAAAAGUGCAUUAUCCUCGUGAUCACAUUAGCGUAAUCCAACCUUCGAGCGUUUUCGUCAUUUGUUGCAAUUACAGCUCUGUCAGGUGAAGAUGUAGCGCGCCGCAAACACAGUCUGCAGAGCUUCUCAUUCACUCUAACAAGAUGCUUCUCAAUAAGUCAAGCCCUGUAGCUUCCUCUACAGCUUAUGCCGUACCUGCACUCUACUUGUCUUCCCUCCUCCUCCUCCUUCUCCUCCUCCUCCUCUCUCUUACCUCUGCUGGCUCCACGGUGAUGUAUCACGCAGACUCUCGCCCCUCUCUCCAAACACAAUAAAGCCUUUGUGUUUUUUGACGUGAAAAAUGUCGAGAAUAAGAAAGGGAGAUAAAGCUCCUGCAGGUGGCUCCAGUCCAGGAAAACAACAUGUCGUUUCUUCUUUAGGUGUUGAUAGCAAAGGGAGGAAAACUUUUGCUACCACUUAGGAGAUUUUUGCCGACAUCACUCACUGCGAGUAGCAAUACCAGGAAAUAAAGACCGGGAGAGCCAGAGGGGGAAUGUAAACUUAGAGAGUGGUGCUUGUGAUGUCGAGGCAACAAACAAAACAGACAGUGUGAGUACAGUGAGAGGAGAUCCAAUUAUCCAGUGUGCAUGAUUAAAACGUACAGUACAAGAUGCAAAAACACAAACGCAAUUAAGCCGACGUAAAUGAACAAAUUUAAUUAGCAAAAAGUGUCAAACAAUUAAAACCCAAAUUAAAGCCACAACAACAAAAUAUCACGAUUCAUUAAAAACAGCUGAAGAUUAGUUAGAGCAGGAUCAGGCACUUUAAAGAACUGUGAGGAACUUUUGAUUUUGGCGCCCCCUGUGGACAAAACAGUCAUUGCUCAUUUUGUCCUCUCCAUGCUAUUAUAGUAAAACCAGGCUGUUUCUUUAUGAGGAGGGCUGACACCUACCCCUCACACCAGUUUUUAGGAACAAAAACUUAGGAAAUAAAAAUAUGAUCGUCUCUUACGCUUUCUGACAUUAUAAAAAACAUCAAUAUGAAUUUCAGUCUAUUUCAUAAAUAUAAAAAAACUCCACACAGGAGCUUUAAUGACAGCAGCUGCCACACAAAAGUAGUACAUUACCAAAUAUUUAGGCUAUAUCAUUGUUAGCAUGAGACUCGAUACAAAUUUAUUGAUACAGACGCCAUUAGCAUCUAAAAUUACACUAGUUCGCCAAAAUUAAUACAUAAAUCAUUUCAGAUUAUCUUCAUAUUUGAAGGAUUGGAUCCAAAGUCUUUGGAAAUAUGCUGAUCCUAAAUGUUACACACAGAGUUUAUAAAUGAAAGGCUGUAGGUCCCACAGAGCGAGUGGAUUUUGCAGAAUGUCGUAUCGCUCUGUUCUAGGAGUUUGUAUUUUGAGCACAAUGAUAUAUACAACAAUGUUUUGGAUCACUCCUGUCUGCUAUUUGGUUCGUGUCUUUUGUAACACAAACAGGGCAGAGUGAAGGUGUGAACGGGGGAACCGAUUUAAGCAAAUCAUGUGAUGACUUUGGGCCAAUCCCAAUUGUCACCCCUUUCCUCUGUUUUGAGGACUAAGGGGUUAAAACACGCUCCUAAGAAAUGAGACACCACUCUAUUCCCACUAUGUCACCAUGCCUUGCCACUUGCUAGCUAUGUGGUCGGCUAAUGAGACAGUACUGGUAAACAAGUCGUAAAACAACAUACUGUUGUAACGUUAAACCGUUAGCUGUUGUUCGCGAUAGCGGUCUGACGUCAGUAUAGCAAUCAAUAGCUUUAGCUUAGUUAGCUAGCUCGUCAUAACAUGCGAUUUGAAAACGCAAACAAUUCAAAACACAGCUAAUAUUUACGCGGAGUAGCAAAGGAUUGAAUAGCUGAUUAAAAAAACUUAUGUGCCAUAUCUAUGAAAAUCAUAUUAAAAUCUUACCCUUUACUUUCAAGUGAGGUACAGAGAAUCGGGACACCUCUUUACUUGACGUGAACACACGAAAUCGAGGGCUAAGGGGUGCAAUUGGGACUGACCUUUAAAGGGAUAUUAUGGUGUAAAAUUAAGUUAGGGUCAAACACACCGUAACACUGAGUUAGACACCCCCUCCAGGGAUGAAUGUUGCCGACCGCUUGCUUCUCUAGUUAUACCAACUUUAGUAACGACCGCAGGAUAGCAAUACAGAGAGGUCUGAGGAGCCAUAAACAAACCUCAACCAAAACGCCACUCUAUAGCCACAAAUAAUGCUCAGAACACUAUCACUAUCUCAUCUAUAUUAUCCGGGUUUGACUAUAAGAAGGUUUUAUAUGAUGCCGUUUCAGUGGGACUGCACCAGCUGACUGCAGACCGGCUCAUAUAUCAGUCUUUGUACUAAAGGAGGAGGAGGUGGAGACAUCCAUUUUUUAACAGUCGAUGGUGUCGACUCUGCGAAGGCAUCACCAUUUCACAAAGCCAGUCGUAUGUUCUCGCAACGCUGCAUCAAGGACAAGAGGCAUCUGCUAGCACCUGCUGCUAUCACAUAUGUUUUUCGUGGUGCAGUAAUAAGAAGCCUCACUGAAUCACCACCAGUGAUGUAGAGGGAAACCAGACUUGUUAGCUGUGGGAGCUCAAUCAAACACUUCCUCUCCUUCCCGGGCAAAGUGUCACUCUGUCUGCCUCUCAGGUGUGAAAUAACAACACAAAGAGAGGAAAGUUUGAGUGAGAAGCAUUUCUAUGACUCGAUCAGUGGGGCAGCUCUGCACUCACACACACACACACACACACACACACACUCCUCUCCAGUCAAUGCACUGUGAGAAUAAGCGAGUCCCUGCUUCUUUGAAUUCCUCUCACCGGCAACAGUCUCGCGAUUGUCAAUUUCAUGCUUGAUUAAUUGUCAUUACUCGGCGAGAGACAAAAAAAGAGGGAGAGAGAAAUGCAUUUCAGGAUUAAAAUGGAGAGCGAGACCUCCCUAAAGAGUGAGAUUUAGUCUGUGCGAGGUUGAGCAAAAAAUGAGCAUUUUUUUUUUAAUUUUACACUUACAGAUGUAUCUGCUGGCUUUUAUUCUCCACAGUCAGAGGAGAGAGUAUUCAAGCUAAUUGGUGGGCGACUUUGGUAAUAACGUUUACAUCUUAAGCUGUGGGAAAUUAAGCUUGAAAUGGCAAAAGUGCAUUUAUGAUAUAAAAGUGGAGGCUUCUGUAAAGAACCUUUAUUUCGUAGACGCCCCAGUGGACUUUGAAGUUUGCAAUUACUCUUUACUGACCCUUUUAGAUAUCAGAAAUGUCUUUGACCAUAUUUUUUUAUGUGGGGAAAACGGUUAGCAUGUUGAUUUUUUGCAGUUGCUAGCCUAACAUGUUACUGCAAUGUUUCAGUCAGAUUUUCUUUUGUCACUUAUAAAAAGGUGUUAAUAUUAGCGUAAUUAGAUUAGUAUGAGCAGUCCUUUAUAUGUGUAUAAUGGAUGAGCUGCCUGUAUCAGACUCCAAAAAAGAAGUUAUAGUAUUGCUUAAAAUAUCAAUUGGUUUCUAAAUAGUGUGGGAUAUAUACUUUAUACAUCCGAGGGCAACGGCUGAAGUUCCACGUGAUGUUCUCCAUGAUAUGACCAUGAGACAACCUUACCGCUCAUACUCUUGUUGGGAAUGUGGCUAAAAUAUGUGAGUCUUCAUCGUUCCUUCUCAGAGGUCUACUUCUAUCUUCCUUUCUUCUUUUUUUUUGUAUUUUUCUUCUACUGCUUCUUUUACAUCUUCUUUUUCUUCAACUUCUUUUUUUUUCAAUUUGUUCCACUUUUACUUUUUUUUCUACUUCUUUCUACUUGUUCUUUUUCUUCAACUACUUCUUUUUCUACUUCAUCUCAUUUUUCUUCAGCUUUUUCUACUUCUACUACUUCUUCUACUGCUUAUUUUUGUCUACUUCUUUUACUUCUUUUUCUUCUUGUUCUUCUACUUCUUCCACUUUUUCUUCUUCUACUUCUUGUUCUACUUCUACUUCUUUUUCUUCAACUUUUCUACUUCUACUACUUCUUUUUCUUCUACUUCUUUUACUUCUUUCUCUACUUCUUCUGCUACUUCUACUUCUCCCUCCUCUCAUUCUUCUUCUACUUUUUCUUCAUUUUAUUACUUCUUCUUCAACUUUUUUUUCAACUUUUUCUACGUCUACCACUUCUUCUACUACUUCUUUUUUCUACUCCUUUUUGACUUUUUUCAACUUCUACCUUUUUUCUACCACUUCUUCCACUUCUUCCUCCUCUCAUUCUUCUUCUACUUCUACUUCUUCUACUACUUUUUCUUCCUCUUUUUUCUGUUUAUAAGUAUGCAUAAAUUGGUGUGGAGGUUGUAAAACGGAUAAUCAGAGAAAAGACUGAGCAGUGAAGCAGUUUCUGAGUGAAGUCACACACUUCAUGUUGACAUUAACAUCAAAAAAGUAACAUCACUGUAUUGUUCUAAUAUCUGUAGAAGCAGCUGUCAUCUCUCCCUAAAUAAAUCCACCCCGGUGUCCAUGUCAGUGAUAUCUCAUUAGAAAUAAAGAGGAGACACAAAGGUCAUGAGUGUCCUGAGGCAGACCUCUGUAAUGUUGUCGUCAUGACAAAGAACCGAAGCUGCUGUGAAUAAUUGAACGAUCCUGAAUGAUGAUGAUGAUUCUGAUGUCUCCUCUCCUGGUGGAGAUACGGCGUGUCAGAACUCGGAGCAUCCUUGAAUGUCAGCUGAGGUAAUGAGGAGGGGAGCGAUUUACUGUUUGAAUUAAAAAAGAGCGAAAGGCUCCGGCGAGGCUCAUCUGCCGAGCCUUUAUUGUGAAGCUAAACGCAGGCGAAGAAUAAACACGCACCCAAAUCCCACACAUUCAGCAGCAGCAGCAGCAGCAGCAGCAGGGCCGUCCUACCUCCCAGGCUCGCUGCUCUCUCUGCCCAGUGACAUUUAGCUUUCCUUUGAGUUUAGUUCUGCUUGUUAGGCCUGGAGAGCACAGGGAUCGUAGUUUCAUUGCUUUGUUCGAAUGAAUCUUGAAUCCAGCUUUGAGGGGGCUUUGAAUCUGUGCAGGCGCUUUGACUGGAGACCCCACUGGUGCUUUUUAGAGAGCUGCAGGUUCCAGAGAGUUUCUGUGUGUGUGGGCUGGACUGACAUCUUCUAAUCCCAGUGUUUCAAACUCACUCUGAUGUUUCUCACUCUCUUCUGCUUCCUGUUUCCUACAGCCUUGGCCUUCUGUGUCCAACCUAGCUAAAGACUUUAUCCGCGGCCUGCUUCAGGUCGACCCCACCACCCGUUUGACGGCAGACCAAGCCAUCCGUCACCCCUGGGUGGCUACUCUGGCAGCCGGCUCCUCCAUGAGAAACCUCCAUCGAUCUAUUUCCCGCAACCUGAGGCAGCGGACGUCCCGCAGCUCCUCACGGUGCCCGAGCAGCACCGCGAGCUCUGCCGGUUCUAACAAGUAA
Xyrichtys novacula (pearly razorfish) is the source of this 18420-nucleotide messenger RNA. NCBI's taxonomy places the organism in Eukaryota, Metazoa, Chordata, Actinopteri, Labriformes, Labridae. The record is from the annotation of a GenBank genome assembly.